Paraglomus occultum is the source of this 357-nucleotide messenger RNA. The record is from the annotation of a GenBank genome assembly. NCBI's taxonomy places the organism in Eukaryota, Fungi, Glomeromycota, Glomeromycetes, Paraglomerales, Paraglomeraceae.
AUGAGAGAUGUGCCGAACCAAAGAAUAAUCCUUCAACUUAAAGACGGCAUAUAUGAUCACAAAAAUCUUGCAAGUUUCAGCGCUUUCGGUCAUCGCACUGAAGUAUCUUUAUAUCAGAAAUCAUAUUAUCUUCGCGAAUAUGGAACUUUCAAGAUCCCCACAGCCUGGCAAAAUUUCCCUGUUUUGUCCGAAGCAAUCAUAUCAUGUCUUAAGUUCUUUACCUUUAUGAGAGAAAAUAUCGAAGUGGAAAGAGCAUAUGUUGAACAAAAGCAAAAGUUGCUGACCAAACGAUGGGUACAUACAAUAAAGCAGAACCAAUCAUCACCAGGCCGACCAAAAAAACAGAAGUCGAAAUGA